Ctenopharyngodon idella (grass carp) is the source of this 3706-nucleotide messenger RNA. It is a transcript of the gene tp53, whose product is annotated as tumor protein p53. Gene Ontology annotation, cellular component: nucleus. The transcript has 8 exons. Bases 1675 to 2532 code for a protein of 285 amino acids. Gene Ontology annotation, biological process: protein tetramerization; regulation of transcription by RNA polymerase II; apoptotic process. The record is from RefSeq and is a predicted model, not a curated record. Gene Ontology annotation, molecular function: RNA polymerase II cis-regulatory region sequence-specific DNA binding; DNA-binding transcription factor activity, RNA polymerase II-specific. Lineage: Eukaryota; Metazoa; Chordata; Actinopteri; Cypriniformes; Xenocyprididae.
CCCACACAUAAUGUACUCAACUUACAUAAAAUGUGACAUUUUUGUGUGCUUGAUUGCCAAUAUAAUUCCUCUAAUCUCACAAUAUGCAUGCACUAUACACUAGCAUCCUAAAUAAAUUAAAAAUCAGUCUGUUAAUUUUAGAUUGCCAUUGGUUGUUCAUAUUCUGGUUGGCUUAAUAUCUGAAAUAAAAUGGGGUUUAGUGACAAAUGUUAGUGAUAAUAUACAGUUAUUAUAAAUUGCAUUAUAAUUUGUAGUGACAAUAUAAUAGUGGUAAACUAACUUUAGUAUGCAGUAGGUUGUAUCUUAAGUGUAAACAUGGGUGCACAUGUACCUGAGGUAAUGCAGAGACUCAAAUUGUUCUUUCUGGUGACCACUGAAUCGGAAUGUUGUCAGGAUACCACGAGACUUCAUUCAUUCUUCAUCGCCUUCUCUCCUGUCCUGAAUAAUACUUCUGACCUCCCAUCUUUUGUGUAUUCGCCACUUGAGUUCAGAGAUAGCUGUGGUGGUCAUUCAGCUUGUUGAUCUAUCAUCUGGAGUGGGCAAAUAAGAGAUUGACUUUGGCAUUUUCUUACGCUAUUGUCUGAAGACAUGAAUGGACAUGUUCUCAUGUGGAGCAACAAAGUCUUCUCCGGUAGCGUUGGGGUUAAAAAAAAAAAAAAAAGUGCCGCCCCACUGCCACCCACCCCCCACCAAAUCUUUUUUUCCUCUUUCUUCUCUUGCACUUUAUUUGGUACCGUUCAUACCUUUCAAAUCCUCACUUUUUAGCAAGACAGUUAGCAAGAAUGUUUAGUCUAUAUGCUUGUAUGUCCUGCAACCCUACAAUUUGGAGAAUAAACGGAGGCUACUAUGUAGGUUCAAACUCCAUAAACUUACAAGAAGUCUGUAAGUCUGUAUAUGGCUGUGCGAUAGGCUUACAUUUAUGCAUUUUGCAGAUGCUUUUAUCCAAAGCUCCUUACAUUAGAGGAACAUAAGCAAUUCAUCACAGUCCCAGCAACAUUCAUAGUGUAAAAAGUCAGGUUUAUUAGAAAGCCAGACUAGGAAACAAGCUAGAGCUCAGGUUAUUUGUCUGUGCAUUUUAAUAAAUAUAAUUUAAUAGACACUCUUGUGACCAUCCAGUAUGUAGAAAGAGGUGUUGCUCUAAGAUGGCUGCAUAACAAAAGAUAAGAUGACUACAUUCGUCGUCAGUCAAAGAAGCUCUUUCACCUACUGCUUAGAUUGCACAUUUUCAUUGACGUUAGUAAUGAGUCAUGUCUAGCUUAUUUAGUCUCUGUUGUGAUUAGCCAUCUAACAUUGAGUCUAACAGUAGUUAUAUUUUAUUUAUUUAGUUAAAUUCAUGGGGUUUUUUUUUGUCUUUGUGCCUUGAUUUCUUUUUUUAUAAUAUGAGCAGAAGUGUUUUUAUUAGUAAGCCAGUAUCUGUGGAGAUUGAACAUGUCUGAACUUGUCCUCUUAGAGCAGUGGGGGAGGGGAGUGUCCGGUUCUACCAAAGCAGAAACUGCAGUUUACAAUACUCAGAGCAGGGGACGUUUGGCAUCCAAAUUUUCCAGCCUAACCAUUGGAGGGAGAAGUUAGUCCUAUUCAGAGUUUUAGGAUAGAGAGUAGAGUUUAAGUAUUAUUAUAGCAAUAGAUAGUCAAACUGGUGUGUUUCAGAUCCUGUGAGAAACUACAAGACAGCAUAUGACCGGAAGGUACUCCCCAGACCUGAACAAGCUCUUUUGCCAGUUGGCAAAAACGUGCCCAGUUCAGAUGGUGGUGGACGUUGCCCCUCCCCAAGGCUCGGUGCUCAGAGCAACAGCCAUUUAUAAAAAGUCUGAGCAUGUGGCUGAGGUGGUCCGACGUUGCCCCCACCAUGAGAGAACACCUGAUACUGAUGGAUUGGCUCCUGCUGCUCAUCUGAUCCGAGUGGAAGGAAAUUUACGUGCUACUUACAAGGAAGAUGACGUCACCUCCAGGCACAGUGUAGUGGUGCCCUAUGAAGCUCCUCAGCUGGGAGCAGGAUUCACCACAGUAUUAUAUAAUUACAUGUGCAAUAGUAGCUGCAUGGGUGGCAUGAACCGCCGGCCCAUCCUCACAAUCAUCACUCUGGAGACUCAGGACGGUCAGAUGCUGGGCCGCAGGUCUUUUGAGGUGCGUGUCUGUGCGUGCCCAGGCAGAGACAGGAAAACUGAAGAGAGCAACUUCAGGAAAGACCAGGAGACCAAAACCCCAAGCAAGACCCCCUCUACCACCAAACGAAGUAUCGUUAAAGAAUCAUCUUCAUCUACGUCUCGACCGGAGGGCAGUAAGAAGGCCAAGAUGAGUGUCAGCAGUGACGAGGAGAUCUUUUCCCUGCAGGUGCGUGGUAGGGAAAGAUUCGAGAUGCUUAAGAAGAUUAAUGACAGUUUGGAAUUAAGUGAUGUUGUGCCUCCAUCUGAUGUGGACAAAUACCGGCAGAAAUUGGUGUCAAAAAACAAAAAAGAAAGAGAUGGCCAAACACCUGAGCCCAAAAGAGGGAAAAAACUGAUGGUAAAGGAUGAAAAGAGCGAUUCUGAUUAAGAUGGCAGGAUGCUGAAAGAAAAAGCAAAGGAGAAUUUUGAUAUGUAUAUUUUUUUUUACUGCCUUUAUUUGACCAAAACAGCUUGUCAUAUAGGGAGCAAUUGGUGAAUUGCAGACCAAUGUGAUCCCUCAGUCUUGUAUGUUAUGUUUCAUCUUGUUCACUCCACUGGGACCUGUGCAAGUCAGCUGAUCCAGAAAAGUUCUGUGUGAGUAAGACUAGUAACAGCUGGGCGCUGUAGGUGGUGUAGUGCUCUUCCAGCACUGGAGGAGCAAUACUGGCCCAUCAUUUUGCAGAGCUGAUAAAUUAAUGUCCAGCAAUGAGGCAUAACUGUGUGUGGGAUUUUUUUAUCCUGUUGUGUAGGUCAGUGCAGGUCACUUGCCUCCUAACACUUAGUUUCCUCACUUUGGUAAGGUUGUAAAGGAGUUUGUCACUGAAUUACUAGAUGGACACUUUUUUAAAAAUGUAGUAAUGCCAGUAUUUUGUAACCUGUUUUGUAACCAGCAUUUCCUGAGUAUGAAUACUUGAAUGAAAGAGUAUGAAUAAUUAGAUGAAACAAGCAGCACUGGUUACAAGCCAAUAACUAUAAUAAAAACAACAAAAAAGCAACACUGUAUUUUGCAUUUGGAAUCCUUUUUAAGUUCAGAUACAUUACAGUUGUUCCCAUCUUUAUACCUUAAUGUAUAAGAAAAGAAUAUACCAUCUUUGAUUUCACUUGCUCGGAGUAGAAUAUGGGUCGAACUAGAGUAAAUUAACUUCUUAACAAAGCUUUAAAUUGAUCUGUUAUGGUCUGAAGACUUUGUACAACCAAUAAUAUUCUGCCAUCUGAAGUACUUCUUGAUUUACUCCUGUUAUUUCUUUUUUGAGUAAAAUGGCACAGAUAAACGCAUAACUAGCCAGUCAGAUUUACCAAGAAAUGAUUCUUGAUGUGUGGUGGUUAUGAGUUGGAUGCCUAAAUAUGAGCAAAUACUCAGGGCAUGUUUGAGUCCCUCCUGGUAAUCUUGAUAAAAAUAUCUACUGUUCCAACUUACUAUAGAUUUUUUUUUUUUAAUGCUGUUUUUUUUUUUUUUUCCUUUCACGUUACUGUACACGCAUAGUUUCCUUUAUACAUAUAUGCACAUGCCUUUAUUUGUAUCUGUGUAAGUUUUUUUUAAAUACACGCUUUUUAAAAAAUCA